Molecule: messenger RNA, 642 nt
Organism: Phytophthora sojae
Lineage: Eukaryota; Oomycota; Peronosporomycetes; Peronosporales; Peronosporaceae
Exons: 2
Coding region: 1-642 (213 amino acids)
Molecular function (GO): O-methyltransferase activity
Source: RefSeq, a predicted model, not a curated record
AUGCGUCACAGUUCUGCCAAGUGUCUGGAGUACGUGAAGCAGCACGCGGAGCGCGGCAACCCGGCGUCCGUCAUUGCCACGAUCGACGAGUUCACGACCACGCACCACAUGAUGAACAUCGGGGAAGUGAAGGGCGCUGUCAUCGACGAGGAGAUCCGCAAGAAGAAGCCCGCUGUUAUGGCGGAGCUGGGGGCUUACACGGGCUACAGCACCGUGCGCUUUGCCAGCGUGCAACGCGAAGUUGCGGGCAAGGACUCGCACUACUACUCGUUCGAGUACUCGCCGGUGUUUGCGGCUCGCGUGCGUGAAAUGGUGGAGCUCGCGGGUUUGACGAACCAGGUGACGGUGUAUGUGGGCGCAUUCUCGGAGCAGUACGAGGCGCUUCGAGGCAAGACCGUCGAUCUCUACUUCAUUGACCACGAGAAGACCGUGUACUUGUCGGACCUGAAGCUGAUCCUCGGCAGCGGAACGUUGGCGCCGGGAUCUGUCAUCGCUGCAGACAACGUCGUGAGACCGGGUGCCCCGGACUAUCUGGAGUUCAUCGAGAACAACCCGCAGUUUUCUGCGGUGCGCCACACGAUUCACUGUGGGCGCGACCGCAAGCUGCUGCCGGACCUGUCGAUUGCUACUUUCCGCGGCUGA